ACGAAGAAUCUCCAGCACGACAACUUCCUGUCGACCAGACACACGUGAGAAAGCGUGCGUUAAUACUCCUGCACUGUUUAUAGACAUUCAUAUGACGAGAUCUUUAAUGUUAUCGCGACUUGUAUAUAACAAUAUCUGCCAUAGUCAGUAAUCAACAGUGUUGUUUUCGAGACGUUUGCAGGCUGUAAAGAACAGUCGAGCUGAACUCGUGUGGGAAAAUGCCUGCAGUCACUUUAUUUGUCAGGAGAUUACCUGCAACGGCCACCAAUGAACAUCUGGCGGAGGUUUUCUCUGAAAUAGGACCGCUAAAGAAUUGCUUUGUUGUCAGGGACAGAGAGACUGAAAAAUGUCGUGGCUUUGGAUACGUUACAUUCUCAAUGGAAGAAGAUGCUCAGCGGGCCAUUAAAGAAGUCAAAGUGUAUGAAGGCGAGAAGAUAUUUGUAACUGUGGCCAAGAAAAAACCCGAUAAUAAGAAAAAGAAGAAGAAAGUGAAAACAGAAGAAGAUUCAGAAGACACACAGAAACCUCAGGAACCCACAGAAAGCAAAAGUCCUGCAACAAAGUGUACAGGAAUAAAGAAGAACAAACUGAAAGCUCGGCUGAUCAUCAGAAAUCUCAGUUUCAAGUGUGAAGAAGAUGAUUUGAAACAGAUCUUCUCCAAGUUUGGAACAGUGAUUGAGGCCAAGAUUCCCUUAAAACCAGAUGGGAAGAAGCGAGGUUUUGCGUUUCUGCAGUUUAAGAACAUGGCAGAAGCUGGAAGAGCUCUGGCUGCGAUGAACCUGAAGGAGAUCAAAGACAGACAGGUGGCUGUGGACUGGGCCAUUGCAAAAGACAAGUAUCUCGCCACCCAGUCAGCUGGAGCGGCUGGAGCUGUCAAAGAAGAGAAAGCCAAUUCGAAUUCUGAAGGUGCACAGGCUGAUGGGAAUGAAAAAGAGGCCAAGAAAAAGCCCACAUCACAGGAAGAAAAGGACGACUCUGAGUCAGAAGCAGAAGAGACAUCUGAAGAUGAUGAUGAAGCCGAUAGUAGUGAAGAGGAAGAGGACUCUGAAUCUCAGCGGACAGACAGUGAUGCCAGUGAAUCUGACGACUACGAUGAUGAUGAUGAUGAUGAUGAUGAUGAUGACGAAGCUGAGGGAAAAACUCCUCCAAAGAAGAAGAGAAACCCUCUUCCUGCAGAUGUGAAUGAGGGAAGAACCAUCUUCGUAAGAAAUCUGGCCUUUGACACAGACGAAGAGGGUUUGGAAGAAGUGUUGUUGCAGUUUGGUGAGCUAAAUUACGUGCGUGUUGUGAUGAACGCAGACACAGGAUGUUCAAAAGGGUGUGCUUUUGCUCAGUUCAAAAGUAAAGAAGCGGCAGAGAAAUGCAUCGCUGCUGCUGCUCAAGAUGAAAAAGAGUUUGGUGGCAUUAGAGUCGAUGGCAGGAGAUUGAACAUUUUGCCUGCCGUGAACAGAGAAGAUGCUGCCAAAUUCAAGGACAAGAAAGUGAAAACUCACACAGGCUCCAGGAACCUUUACCUCGCCAGAGAGGGCUUGAUUCGUGCAGGAACCAAUGCAGCAGAGGGCGUUUCAGAAGCUGAUAUGGCCAAGAGGACAAGAUUUGAGGAGCUGAAAAGGGCAAAGUUAAAGGACAUUAGUAUUUAUGUGUCUAAAACACGGCUGUGUGUUCAUAACCUGCCUAAGAGUGUCGAUCAACAGAAACUUCAGAAGCUGUGCCUCUCUGCUGCCGGUGGUAAAGGGGUCCGCAUUACUGAGUGUCGUGUGAUGUAUGACAAGAAGCCUGUUCGGGGUCAGGUGAUUGGUAAGUCUCUAGGAUACGGCUUUGUGGAGUUUAAAGAGCAUGAACAUGCUCUACAAGCCCUACGCCACCUCAACAACAACCCAGACAUCUUUGGACCCCAAAAGAGACCCAUAGUGGAGUUCUCUCUGGAGGAUGAAAGGAAGCUGAAACUUAAAGCCAUCCGUUUGGAAAACAGCAAGAAGCAACUCAAAAAAGUUAGUAGCCAAAAAGGAGAGCAGCCGCAGCAGCAGCAACAGCAUUCGGGGGAGAAGAAAGGACCCUUGAGGAAAGAAAAUGCAGCUAAUGUUGUUAAACCGAAAGAACAAGGAAGCCAGUACAGCGGCUUUAUAACCAAACCAGAGGUGGAGCAUGUAGAACUGAAGGAUGGCAAAAAACGGCCCAAGGUUCUGCACAUGCCUUCACACAGAGGCCCAAAAAUCAGGAAACGCGAUAAAGGGAAACAACCCAUGGUACAACCCAAGAAACAGAACAAAGGGCCCAGCAGGAACGAGAGAAAGAUGUCUAUUUUCAAUGAGAAAUCCAGCAUGGACAGGAAACAGAAUGGCAAACCUGCAAAGAGAAAGUUCCAGAACAGAGAGGAUGUCCGCUUUGACACGCUGGUGAACCAGUACAAAAAGAAACUGAUGGGAACAUCAAACACGAAGACUGCAGUCAAAAAGAGCAAAUGGUUCAUUUGAACAUCUGAGCUUGAAAGAACAUGUAAAAAUAUUUAAAACCUCUCAAAGGACUAAAUUUAAUACUUUGAUUCUUGAGUUUUAAAUAUGAAAUUUAUUUCCAUUACAGAUAUAACAAAAUGCAGAGAUGGUUCCAAUACUUAACAGACUGUGUUUUGUGGGGACGUCUCUUGAUUAUGUCUUGUUUAUGUUUUUCAAGAGUUCUACGCCACGUUUCAUGUGUCCUGCUGUUUUGGCACAGAGACUUUUUUUAAACAUUACUUUUAAACAUGCUUUUGUAGACAGGAUGAUUGGUCAACUGUUGUCAAUAUGGACUUUGCCUACAUACUUUAGCUGUCGUUAUUUAACUGCUCUUCUCAAACUUUGAAAGCAGGUGGACUUGUUUUAAAUGCCAGCAGUCAAUUUCUGUCAUCCACUGGUAAAUAAGUUAUGUAAAGCACCCUUGUUGAUAAAGUCUGAGAAAAAAAAAAAGAA
This is a messenger RNA of Cyprinus carpio (common carp), 2945 nucleotides long. Its product is annotated as RNA-binding protein 28-like. The transcript has 19 exons. Bases 219 to 2474 code for a protein of 751 amino acids. The record is from RefSeq and is a predicted model, not a curated record. Lineage: Eukaryota; Metazoa; Chordata; Actinopteri; Cypriniformes; Cyprinidae. Gene Ontology annotation, molecular function: RNA binding.